AUGCUCCGCGCAACAUUUCACAGACAUCCACGAACAUGUACCAGGCUCGUCCUCCGCCGCUCCUUGUCUAAGCUUUCGAGCACGAUCCGCACCGAGCCUCCCGGGCAGCCGUUUGACAUCCUGUUCUUCGGACGCGACGAGUUCUCCUGUAUGCUACUGCAGCAGCUUUACGAUGCGUGCGACGUAUGGCAGAAGAUUCACAUCGCCACGCAGCCUGACAUGAGGGCGGCCAGGCCCGACUCCGAUGUCCUGCCUGUUUCACCGCUGAAGACUCUCGGGAAAAAGCUUCGCCUCCCAGUGCACGAACUCCCGUCCGACGAACCCUCGUUCGAACGCUGGCAGGUCCCGUCAGUCUUCUCUCCUGCCCGACCGCGGCCUCUGACCAACCGUACACCACUACAGCCCCCUCCUCCAUUCCGGACGCGUCCGCCGCCGCCGCCAACGCGUCUCCUCGUCACAGCCGCCUUCGGCCCCAUCCUCCCGACAGGCCUCCUGCGCAAGUUCGCCCCGGGCAGGCGGCUCAACGUCCACCCGUCGCUGCUGCCGAUGUACCGCGGCCCCGCACCUAUACAGCAUGCGCUGCUCGACGGACAGACGGAGACCGGCGUGUGCGUGAUCGAGAUGGCGGAGGCGGAGGAGGAGGGCGCCGUCGGCUCCGGGGACGUGUGGGGGCGCGCGAGAGUGCCUGUACCUAGAGGAACGGACUUUCGGACGCUGCAGAGUACUCUCGCGGCUCAAGGCGGCGAGCUGCUGGUCAGUGUGCUGCGGAACAUGAUCAACGGGACGGCCGAAGCACGACACCAGCUGGACGACUUCAACACGCGUCGUGCCCCUGCGAUCACACCCAGGGACGCCCUCGUCCGUUUCUCGACGAUGACCGCCCAAGACGUCGUGCGCAGACACAGGGCCAUCUCCCACCAGGCAGGUCCCGCGCCUGCACGUCACGCGCCCAGCAGACUGACGCGCAGGACGGUGCGGCUGCACGCGCCGGCGGCGUACGAGCCCCCGCCGCGCUCGCUGCUGCAUCGGCUGUCGGACCCAGGGAUGGCGUGGUACGACCCGCUGACGGACAUGCUCGCGAUUCGCUGCGCGGCGGACACGCUGCUCGUUGUCCCGGAGCUGAAGACGCAGGAGGACCUGUCACCGGUCCCUGCGAAGGCGUGGUGGAACAGUGUCCGGCAUGAGAUAACUGUAAGAGGGGGCGACGGCCAGGCGGUGCUUCGCCUGUUAUCAUAG
Phanerochaete carnosa HHB-10118-sp is the source of this 1236-nucleotide messenger RNA. RefSeq lists its product as uncharacterized. Gene Ontology annotation, cellular component: mitochondrion. The coding region runs from base 1 to 1236 and encodes 411 amino acids. The record is from RefSeq and is a predicted model, not a curated record. Gene Ontology annotation, biological process: biosynthetic process; conversion of methionyl-tRNA to N-formyl-methionyl-tRNA. Lineage: Eukaryota; Fungi; Basidiomycota; Agaricomycetes; Polyporales; Phanerochaetaceae. Gene Ontology annotation, molecular function: methionyl-tRNA formyltransferase activity. The transcript has 7 exons.